This is a messenger RNA of Rhodamnia argentea, 2717 nucleotides long. RefSeq names its product testis-expressed protein 2-like. Bases 319 to 2646 code for a protein of 775 amino acids. NCBI's taxonomy places the organism in Eukaryota, Viridiplantae, Streptophyta, Magnoliopsida, Myrtales, Myrtaceae. Gene Ontology annotation, molecular function: lipid binding. Gene Ontology annotation, cellular component: endoplasmic reticulum. The record is from RefSeq and is a predicted model, not a curated record. The transcript has 7 exons.
GUGGCGGGCCCCAGAGUCGCCGUCAACAUCCCACCGUUCUCACGCGCCUUUGAAAUCUCUCUUUCUCUCUCUCUCUCUCUCUCCCCGCUUUUCUCCGAGAUUGAAUCCAUUCUCACUCCACUGCAGCUCUCCCGAAAGCUCCGGCAUCGGAUUCUUCCCAACUGGUCCGCAACUGAGACCACUGUAUAACGUGUGUGUGUGUGUCUCUCUCUCUCUCUGCAAAUGAUGCUGCUCCGGCUUUUAUGAUCGGAGCGAGUGAGCGAAUCGGGCUCGCCAAAUCGAAGUUUGGAGCUGGAAUCGGAGUUCUGAGAAUUGGACAUGGUGCUGGUGCUCGCUGUGUUCCUGGCCGGGUUCGUCGUCGGGGCAAUCGCGAUAAUCGCGGUCGAAGUCCUGGCGUUUUUGGUCUUGGUCAAUCGGUUGAGCCGGAAGGUUGGGAAGUCGGAAGCGUCUCAGCCGGCGGGCCACGACGUCGAUCACCAGCUAUCGCUCGAUUUUGCUCGCCGCAAGCAGGGGGAUGUUUGGGUUCUUGAGCCAGAAAGAGUUCCAAAAAGUCGCAUAGAGAAAGUACAGCGUGAGCAAAAGAAGAAAAAGGAUUUUUUGGAGGUUUCACCUGUUCGAAAGCAUGCUGUAAUCAAGGACCAUUUGCUCAUUUUGACAGAAGCAGACGGUUCUCCCACUACUAUAGAGUUGACGGGGUGUGUGAUUGAGGCCGUUUCGGCAACAGACCUACCUUCUAGAAAAUGGGCCAAAAGGUUCCCUAUCAAACUGGAAAGUACAAGCGCCGCACUCUAUAAAGGCAGCAAGGUCUUUUACAUUUAUCUCGAGACUUCUUGGGAGAAGGAGUCGUGGUGCAAAGCCCUUCGUCUUGCCUCAUGUGAUGACAGAAAAAGACUUACCUGGUUUUCCAUGUUGGAUGGCAAAUUUAAGAGUUACUUGGUAUCUUUACGCGAAGAAUAUCCAUCGUUUAUGAAAACUCCUUCACCAGUCUAUGCUGAGUCGAUAGAUAGGGAAAAUAUUACUGAUGGUCCUUCCUCAAGGGUUCGUUUGUUCUGGAAAAAAUUUGCAAGGAAGGUGUCUAAGGCUGGCAUAGAGAAUAAGUCAUCUUGGGUCUCAUCAUCUAGCCGCGAAGAAAGAAAUAUGAAUGAGAGACUUAUUGAUCACCGAGAUUCUACUUCAGCUCCUGGUUCAUUAAGGGCUUCUCUUCCUCAACAUUCAUUAUCUUUACCCCAUUCAGGCAGUCAGGGUCAUAUCUCUGUGGUCUCUGAUGUUGAUUCCGAUGACAAAUUCAGAGUAGACGAGGGAACACAUUGUUGGAACUUGCUAAUUUCGCGGCUCUUCUUUGAUGCCAAAAGUAAUGAAGAUAUUAAAAGAUCGUUACAAUCUAGAAUUCAGAGGACUCUGUCCAAUAUGAGGACUCCCAGUUAUAUUGGAGAAGUCUUAUGCACUGAUAUUGAAACCGGAAAUCUCCCUCCUCAUAUCCAUGGCAUGAGGAUUGUUCCCCAGGGCAUCAGUGACAUCUGGGCUUUUGAAGUAGAUGUUGAAUAUUCUGGUGGUGCGAUAUUGGACAUCGAAACAAGAAUAGAGGUCCAUGAAUUAUAUCUUCAGAAUGAUAUAUCAAACUCUGAAGAAGUCUCACCAGAUCUUCUUGAAGGUUUUGAGUAUUUUGGAAAACAGCUGAAUCUUUCUGAAGGGGGCGAUGAUGCAUCAGAGAAGAAGGGUGAAUCAGAUCAUAAACUAGAGGGAAUGAAGAACUCUAAGAGCAAUGUGUCAGCAACUCACAAGUCCAGGUGGAAGUCUAUUCUAAAUACAAUUGCCAAACAUGUCUCACAGGUGCCAUUAACUUUGCGGAUUAAGGUGGCUUCUCUUCGAGGAACGCUGCGGGUGCAGAUAAAGCCUCCCCCUUCGGAUCAACUGUGGUUUGGUUUCUCGUCAAUGCCUGAAAUAGAUUUUAACCUGGACUCAUCUGUUGGUGAACACAAAAUCACUAGUGCACGCAUUGCUUCAUUCCUUAUAAACCGUUUCAAGGCCUCGAUACGCGAAACCAUGGUGCUUCCUAACCGCGAGAGUCUAUGCAUUCCAUGGAUGCUAGCAGAAAAGAAUGACUGGGUUCCACGAAAAGCUGCUCCUUUCAUGUGGCUUAAUCAAGAAGGCACCAAAGAUCUGAUGCCCAUGAUGGAGAAGCCCUGCUCUCAACCCAUUGAGGCGAAACCGAAGACUGACUUAAGUAGGCAACCAUCGAGUGGUCAUUCUGAAAGCAAGCAGCAGCAAAUGCUAAACAACGCAGAGCCUGAGCUGACAUCAACCAGCGAACCCUCAGAGUCACCGGGACCUACAAAUGCAAGCAACCUUCAAGAGCGGAGCAUAUCUCCACAAGAAUUGAAGACGCCAUUGUUACUGAAUUAUGAGCCCCGGGAUGACUUCCGACGGAAUGGAGAGACUCCACUGACUGGUUCGCCGUUGAGGUCCGUAAGUAUAUCAGACAAUCAAGAUCAGACGGUGGAACACGACGACACAAGGCCAAAGAGGAUGGGAACAAGAGCAAGGAUGCUCGAUCUGGGGAAAAAGAUGGGCGAGAAACUCGAACGUCGUAUCGAAGAGAAAAAAAAGCACAUUGUCGAGAAGAUGCGCGGACCCGGACCGAUGUAGAGAUGUAUCCAGAAUUUAGACUGCUGGUAAAGUGGGAUUAUAAAAUCAGAUGCAGAAAGCAACGUUGUCCA